CUGCUUCAUCUUGAUUCUGCAGCAUUCCAAACUGUGGUAUCCUUGGGGUUCUCUUAACAUUGCUAUGGUGCAGAAGAUUUAAAAUCAGCUGAUGUUCACAAGGAACAGAGUCACGUGAUGUAUGAAGGGAAACAUAUACACUUCUCUGAGGUUGACAAUAAGCCCUUGUGCUCAUAUAGCCCCAAACUCUGCAAGCAACGGCGACUCAACGGCUACGCUUUUUGUAUCAGACACGUUCUGGAGGACAAGACUGCCCCCUUCAAGCAAUGUGAAUAUGUGGCCAAGUAUAACAGCCAGCGCUGCACCAACCCCAUCCCCAAAUCAGAGGAUCGCAGGUACUGCAACAGCCACUUGCAGGUACUUGGCUUUAUCCCGAAAAAAGAGAGGAAGAAAAAGAAUGAUCCUAUAGAUGAGGUGAAGGUCAGGCACCAGGUGGAUACCAUGGCUUUUAGCCUGGCGGUGCCCACGGUGGCCUUGAAGAUGCCUAAUGGACUGGACGGGAUGUCCCUCUCUCCACCUGGGGCAAGGGUCCCGCUCCACUACCUGGAGACUGAAUUGGAAGACCCUUUUGCUUUCAACGAGGAAGACGAUGACCUAAAGAAAGGGGCAACUGUGAAAAAGAAGUUGCAGAGCAAAUUGGCCCAGAAUCGCCAGCGCCAGAGAGAGACAGAGAUUUUAAAAGUUCGCCAAGAGCACUUUAGUCCCCCUCCUGCACCUUCACAGCCGCAGACUCCGCAGCAGCACUCCCACCUGUCACCUUUAUCCACUUCUUUAAAACCUCCAGCGCCACCGCAGGGUUCGGUCUGCAAGUCACCUCAACCUCAGAACACCAGCCUACCAAUGCAGGGAGUGGCACCCACCACACACACUAUAGCACAAGCAAGGCAGUUGUCUCAGAAGAGGCCUCUGCCCCACCUGCCAUCCAGUAGGGCUCCUGUUUCGGACCCACCCAGGACUGACCGGGUCCUUAUGAAAGCCACAGCCUUCUCUCCACACUUCUCUUGUAUAAGUCGACUGCAGAGACUGGUGAAACUGUGUACCCAAAAACAUCAGCUGGACACUGAUCUGUUUCCCCACUUGGGGUUGGACUGGUCUGAAGAGAGUGGAGAGGAACUGGAGGACUCAGAGCAGGCUUCACCGUACCAGGUUGCAUGGUCCAUCCGAGAAACCCUCAGAUAUGAAAGACACACGUCAGAUGAUGAUGACGCGGAGAGUAGGAGCUCCAGGGUGACCCAGCUUUGCACUUACUUUCAGCAGAAAUACAAGCACCUCUGCCGCCUGGAGCGGGCAGAAUCUCGUCAAAAGAAAUGCCGGCAUACAUUUAGGAAAGCUUUGCUGCAGGCGGCCAGCAGAGAGCCAGAAUGCGCUGGGCAGCUGAUGCAAGAGCUGAGGAGGGCUGCAGUCGGUCAAACCAGGUUAGAGCCACAGCUGCCUGUUCUGAGGGACUUCACUCAGUCUGUUUUCUGCUAUUUGGAUAUCCUCUUGAACCGCUCUCAGCAACUUUUCUCAAGUUGCACAGCCAAGUUUGCAGACGGACAGCAGUGCUCCGUGCCAGUGUUUGACAUCACACACCAGACACCUCUGUGUGAAGAACAUGCCAAAAAAAUGGAUAAUUUCUUGAGAGGAGAUAACUCCCGUAAAGUUCAGCACCAGCAGCAGAGGAAACCCAGGAAAAAAACCAAGCCUCCUGCACUUACCAAAAAACACAAGAAGAAGAGACGGCGUGGACCUCGUCGACCCCAAAAACCCAUUCCCCCUGCAGUCCCCCAAGGGAACCUCAGCAUGCCCACCAGCGUCUCACUGCCAGUGGAGACCUCUCAGAUCCGGAGCCCGUCCACGCCAGAGCUGAGUGCUGAUGAGUUGCCGGAUGACAUUGCCAAUGAGAUCACUGACAUUCCACAUGACUUGGAAUUGAACCAGGAAGACUUUUCAGAUGUCCUGCCACGGCUACCUGAUGACUUACAAGAUUUUGAUUUUUUUGAAGGAAAGAAUGGAGACCUCCUCCCGACUACCGAAGAGGCCGAGGAGCUUGAACGGGCCUUGCAGGCUGUAACUUCUCUCGAGUGCCUGAGUACCAUUGGGGUCCUUGCCCAGUCAGACGGUGUGCCAGUCCAGGAGUUGUCAGAUAGAGGAAUAGGGGUAUUCUCCACAGGUACUGGAGCUUCAGGAAUCCAGUCCUUGAGCCGAGAAGUAAAUACGGACUUAGGGGAGCUCUUGAAUGGGCGUAUAGUACAUGAUAAUUUUUCUAGUCUAGAGCUGGAUGAGAACCUCCUCCGUUCUGCUACAUUGUCUAACCCACCUACACCCCUGGCAGGGCAGAUCCAGGGGCAGUUCUCUGCCCCAGCCAACGUUGGCCUUACUUCUGCCACUCUGAUCAGCCAGAGUGCACUUGGGGAGAGAGCCUUCCCAGGACAGUUUCAUGGACUUCAUGAUGGCAGCCAUGCCUCCCAGAGGCCACAUCCUGCCCAGCUGCUGAGCAAGGCAGAUGACCUAAUCACCUCACGACAGCAAUACAGCAGUGAUCAUUCACACUCCUCGCCCCAUGGAAGCCAUUAUGAUAGUGAGCACGUGCCGUCUCCCUACAGUGACCAUAUCACCUCUCCCCACACAACAUCUUACUCUGGUGAUAAUAUGGCAGCUACCUUUUCAGCAGAGAUGCCCAUCAUGGCACAGCACUUGCUCCCAACCCAACUCGAGGUGCCACUUGGAGGAGUGGUCAACCCUAGAACUCACUGGGGUAAUCUCCCCGUCAACCUUGGAGAUCCCUCUCCAUUUAGCAACCUUCUCAGCGCAGAUGGACAUCUUCUUUCCACUUCCCUCUCCACACCACCCACCACUUCGAACUCAGAGACCACACAGCCUGCCUUCGCCACCGUGACCCCCAGCAGCUCCAGCGUGCUUCCGGGGUUACCGCAGACCAGCUUCAGUGGCAUGGGGCCUUCUGCUGAACUAAUGGCUUCCACCUCUCCCAAGCAGCAGCUCCCUCAGUUCAGCGCAGCCUUCGGCCACCAGCUGAGUUCUCACAGUGGCAUUCCUAAGGACCUGCAGCCCAGCCACAGCUCUAUAGCCCCUCCUACAGGCUUCACAGUAACAGGUGCCGCAGCUACAAGUACCAAUAAUGCGUCUCCUCCCUUCCCCUCCCCUAACUGA
Molecule: messenger RNA, 3150 nt
Organism: Otolemur garnettii (small-eared galago)
Lineage: Eukaryota; Metazoa; Chordata; Mammalia; Primates; Galagidae
Gene: INO80D
Product: INO80 complex subunit D
Exons: 10
Coding region: 118-3150 (1010 amino acids)
Cellular component (GO): nucleus
Source: RefSeq, a predicted model, not a curated record